Messenger RNA from Myxocyprinus asiaticus (Chinese sucker), 1017 nucleotides. Its product is annotated as ADP-ribosylation factor 4-like. The record is from RefSeq and is a predicted model, not a curated record. NCBI's taxonomy places the organism in Eukaryota, Metazoa, Chordata, Actinopteri, Cypriniformes, Catostomidae. Gene Ontology annotation, biological process: intracellular protein transport; vesicle-mediated transport. Gene Ontology annotation, molecular function: GTPase activity; GTP binding. Gene Ontology annotation, cellular component: plasma membrane; cytoplasm. Bases 165 to 704 code for a protein of 179 amino acids. The transcript has 6 exons.
GUUCCGUGUGUGUGUGGCGGUGUUGAGCUGUCAGUCAAACCGAAAGUGCGCUGAUGAGACUCUAUAUAAACACACACACACACACACUCUUCUUAUAACAAAUCUGAGCGAUCAUCUUUGCCUAUUUAUCGUCAAGAAUUUUUCCUCUCUAUCUUUUUGUAAAUAUGGGCAUCUACUUUUCUAAACUGCUGUCGCGUCUCUAUGAUACAAAGCCGAUGAGACUGUUGAUGGUUGGUCUGGAUGCAGCAGGGAAGACCACAGUCCUCUACAAACUCAAACUGGGGGAAGUCGUCACAACAAUUCCAACUAUAGGUUUUAAUGUAGAGACCAUUGAGUAUAAAAACAUCUCUUUUACUGUUUGGGAUGUCGGUGGCCAAACCAAAAUUCGAGCCCUUUGGAAACACUACUAUCAGAACACCAGGGGUCUGAUCUUUGUGGUGGACAGCAGUGAUCAUGACAGGAUUGAAACAGCAGCAGAAGAACUCAAUAUGAUGCUGCAGGAGGAUGAGAUGAGAGACACUGUUGUGUUAGUUCUUGCUAACAAGCAGGAUUUACCCAAAGCCAUGCCAGUCCAUGAGCUGACAGAGAAACUGGGUUUACAUGCACUCAAAUCAAGACAGUGGUAUGUUCAGGCGACGUGUGCGGUUCAAGGAUCAGGUUUAUAUGAAGGACUGGAUUGGCUCUCUGAUCAGCUGUCCAAAUGAUAAAAACACUGUUGUUGUGGCCUGAAGUGCACUUGAAGAAAACACUAGAUAAGAACUGAAUGUAUAGAUUAUGUGCAGUCUCCAGCUGUAUUUUCUAUUUUGAGAAACAUUAAAUAUUAUUAUUUAAUAUGGUACUGUAUUUUUUAAUUAAAAAAAUUACUGUAAAAAGCAAAUUUUUAUGAAUGUUGGUCUGUUUGAUGUCUUGUUCUGUGGUAUAUGGACCUUUAAGAAAAAUAAAUUGUGUUGUAUUUAUCAUGUCUGUUUUAGUAUGUGGUAUGUGGAUUUUGAAAGAAAGGGUUGAUGUCUAUCUGUG